Chenopodium quinoa (quinoa) is the source of this 2354-nucleotide messenger RNA. RefSeq names its product cell division cycle-associated 7-like protein. The record is from RefSeq and is a predicted model, not a curated record. NCBI's taxonomy places the organism in Eukaryota, Viridiplantae, Streptophyta, Magnoliopsida, Caryophyllales, Amaranthaceae. The coding region runs from base 792 to 1943 and encodes 383 amino acids. Gene Ontology annotation, biological process: regulation of DNA-templated transcription. Gene Ontology annotation, cellular component: nucleus. The transcript is spliced from 5 exons.
CAAAAUUGACUUGAUUGAAGUCAAAUGACUUAUGAAUCAAAGAUGAUUUGACCUACAUUGAAUCAAUCCAUUUUCCACUUCUAAAUUUGCUACUUAUUCUAUUAAAAUUUCUCAUAAACAAAACCUCAAAAACAAUUAAUAAAGCUCAUAUAAAAAUGAGUACCGUGUUAUGUCUCUUGCCCUCUUGGCUAACUUACAUGCUUAUGUCUACGUGUCUAGUCCAUGGUAUAUAUCAUACAGUAAAGUCAUACUAAGUCAAAGCAUAUUAAUUUUCUCACGUCCACAAUGUCAACCGUUUUAAAAAAAAAUAAAAAAAAUUACUAAUUAUGCUCUAUAUGUUGUUAGUAAAAGACCACUAAUUAUGCCCUAUAUUGUUUGUAUGCAUUUAUUUUUCAAAAUAGGUCAUAUCGACAAGAUCACGUAUCGACAAGACGACAAUAUCAUAAACUAGUUCGAACUAGUGCCAUCAUUUAACUCCAAAAUAUCCCUAAAACAAAAACUCCAAAAAUCGAAAAAAGAAUAAAUAAAUAUUGCAUUAGAAAGGCCGAAAUACCGCCAUUAAAAAUUGUCACAUUUUUUUAAAAAUUUCACCCAAAAUUAUUUUCCCCAAAAAAUUGGAAAAAUGCGAAAUAAAGGAGGGAAGCUUCUGGCGCCAUAAUACCAAAAUAUUCGCAAUAAAUAUAUUCUCCUUCAUUCAUGCACUCUCUACUCUCUGACACAUUCAAACACUCCAUUUUAGAGAGAGAAAUAAAACCCAGAAUUUAGAGAGAGAAAGCUUGGUUCAAGCAACAAUGGUGAUGACCUUGAGAAAAAGGGUUCCUUCAAUUGCACCACAAUCUGAGUCUGAUUCUGAAACCCCACCAAAAAAGAAGAAAACCCAGAAAAAUUCAAAAUCCACUAAGAGGAGAGAGACUUAUUCCUCUUCUGAAUCAGAAUUCAACUCAAACUCAGAUUCUGAGAAGGAAAAUGAGCGUUCAAUUGAGUAUGAGAAGAUUCGAGAACAGAGGAUUCGAGAAAACAGAGAGAGAAUGGAGAAAUUGGGGAUUUUUACUCUUUCUUCUCAAGUUUUUAAUGGUAAUCAAAAGGUGGCUCGUCGCAAAAACCCUCCUCCUCAGAAGAAGCGUUACCCUCCUCUUUAUCCUCGUGUUCGCGAUCGUUCGUAUGAUUAUGCGAGGAGGUCUUCUAGGUUGAAGGAAAUGGAGACUGAGAAAUCAUUGAAAGAGAUGGGAAUUUCGAUACCGGAAGAUUGGACGACCGAGGUUUAUACUGAAGAAGAUGAGAAGCUUUUGGGUGAUUGCGAGACGAUUUGGAGCUUGGAGUUGGAGGCUGAUGGUCUAGACGAGGACGGUGACCGGCUUUAUGAUCUUGAAAGGCCACCUUGUCACCAAUGCAGGCAAAGGCGUGCUGGGAAAUUUACCUAUUGUGGUAAAUGUAGGACUCCCCAUGGGCAGAUAUGUGGAGAAUGCUUGUACACUAGGUAUGGAGAAAAUGUUCUGGAAGCUCGCCAAAAUCCAACUUGGUCAUGCCCAGCUUGUCGAGGGAUGUGUAACUGCAGCCGGUGCCGCCGGACUAAGGGAUGGGAUCCAAUCAAUAUUCCACACUCUAAGGUCAUUGAAUCAGGAUUCAAAUCAGUAGCUCAUUAUAUUAUCUUAACUCGACGUGUUGGUGCUACACCAAAAGAGUUGAAUGAUGGAGCUGAGGUGGUUGAUUUAACACCGGAAGAGAUAGCAGCAGCACCACGUGAUGAAGGCUCUGACUAUUCUGCUGAGUGGUCAGGAGCUGAAUCUGAUGAUUCUGACAGUGAGGAUGAGACAAAGGGUGAUAAGAAUAACGAGGAGCAGCCUGAUAAGAAUGAUGAGGAGCAGCUUGAGGAGAAUCAAGUUGCUUCUGCUGCGAAAUCUAUCGAAGCUGCUGUUGCUACUGAUAGAGAUGAAGUUCUUUAGGAGCUUAAUUGUCAAAAACUUGCAUCUUUAGCCUGAAAUGAAGAUUGUUCACAGCUUCUUGGUAAAGUUGAUACAAUAGAUUAGCUAGAGUUGCAGUAGGUUUAGUCUUUUGAUCUAUAGGAGUUCUUGAAGCCUUUUACCCUUAUUUGGCUAGUAUAUACUAGAAUUUCCGGUGUAGGAUAAUGCUGGCUUUACCUGUUUUAGGAAGUUGCAUAACUUUUGCAAUGAAGUUGCUUAUGCCUCCUUGGCAGCUUCUUAUCCUUGUAUAUUUUUAGGUUGUUUGCUUAUUUUCCAAUUGUCCCGGUUAGCUCGAUCUUUGUUUUGGUUUUUGGAUUCUUGGGACCCUGGGAGUCAAUUUUGUAUAUAGUUAUUUCUUGUUUCCAAUGAAAGGCUAAGUUUUGUAUUGCAUUA